Molecule: messenger RNA, 4229 nt
Organism: Leptonychotes weddellii (Weddell seal)
Lineage: Eukaryota; Metazoa; Chordata; Mammalia; Carnivora; Phocidae
Source: RefSeq, a predicted model, not a curated record
GCCAGACUCACACUGGCUCUCGUGUCCUGGCACUGCCUGUUUGGAGAUGACAAACGCACAUACACGGAAGCACCUGGCCACACGCCCCUAGGAAAACCCAGCAGGGCACAUAGGCUUGGCGACGUGUGCCCACACAUGGAUACAGAGUGACGCAGGAGACAGCUGAAAAGACACCCGGGAGUUAGACAUGCGGCCAGCACACCGGCUCACACCUCUGAGACAAAGGAUUAGGGCCACGGUCGGUCGUUGGUGCUGCUGCCACUGAACCCUUCUAGCAGCUUCUGGAUGCCAGAGGAGGGAAGCCAGGGUCUCAGAGGGCCCCAGUGAGUCACCCGCCUGAUGCAAUCCCUUUAAAGGGCUCAUCUGCUGGUGCAAGAAGCUGAUUCAUGGAGGGCGUGGUUGCUGGAGGAGGAGGAGAAAGGGACCGAAACUGCAGCAGGAGGGACUGAGAGGUUAGAUGGCUGGAAUUGUUUAUAGGACCUCUUCACUGUAAACGUCCCUGGUCAAGUCUCCUGGGAUCUUCAGGUUGGAGCGGGGUUUCUACAAAGGCGAGGGCCCCAGAGUGAAAUAAAUUGUGAGAGCUGAGACAGGAAUUCCUGUCAUUUUAUUGAGCCCAACUGCAGCGCUCUCCGCACAGAGCUCCAGAAACUGAGAAAUGGGGAUCAAGGAAGAGCCAUUUUUCUGACAAAUACACUGCAACUGGCCGAUCUUCCAACUGCGGGAGACUUCUCCCAACCCUGCAGGGCGAGGGUAGGGUACGCGAGGUCCUGCGGAGUUGGGGCGGGGGCGGUGUGCGCGUCCCAGCCUUGCCGCAGACAUAGAUGAGCGAGCUGAGAAUGAAGCGGAGAGCAUCGGACAGAGGAGCUGGGGAAACGUCAUCCAGGGCGAAGGCUCUAGGAGGUGGCAUUUCUGGAAAUAAUGCAAAGAGAGCUGGACCAUUCAUCCUGGGUCCCCGUCUGGGCAAUUCCCCGGUGCCAAGCAUUGUGCAGUGUUUGGCGAGGAAAGACGGCACCGAUGACUUCUAUCAGCUGAAGAUCCUUACCCUUGAGGAGAGGGGGGACCAAGGAAUAGAAAGCCAAGAGGAGAGGCAAGGCAAGAUGCUGUUACACACCGAGUACUCUCUGCUCUCCCUCCUCCACACGCAGGACGGCGUGGUUCACCACCAUGGGCUCUUCCAGGACCGCACCUGUGAAAUUGUCGAGGACACAGAAUCCAGCCGAAUGAUUAAGAAGAUGAAGAAGCGCAUCUGCCUUGUCCUCGACUGCCUCUGUGCGCACGACUUCAGCGACAAGACCGCCGACCUGAUCAACCUGCAGCACUACGUCAUCAAGGAGAAGAGGCUCAGCGAGCGGGAGACCGUGGUCAUCUUUUACGACGUGGUGCGUGUGGUGGAAGCCCUGCACCAGAAAAACAUUGUGCACAGAGACCUGAAGCUUGGGAACAUGGUGCUCAAUAAGAGGACGCAUCGGAUAACCAUCACCAACUUCUGCCUCGGGAAGCAUCUCGUGAGCGAGGGGGACCUGCUGAAGGACCAGAGGGGGAGCCCUGCCUACAUCAGCCCAGACGUGCUCAGCGGCCGGCCGUACCGGGGCAAGCCGAGCGACAUGUGGGCCCUGGGCGUGGUGCUCUUCACCAUGCUUUACGGCCAGUUCCCCUUCUACGACAGCAUCCCGCAGGAGCUCUUCCGCAAGAUCAAGGCCGCGGAGUACACCAUCCCUGAGGAUGGGCGCGUCUCCGAGAACACCGUGUGUCUCAUCCGGAAGCUGCUGGUCCUCGACCCCCAGCAGCGCCUCGCUGCCGCCGACGUCCUGGAGGCCCUCAGUGCCAUCAUUGCGUCCUGGCAGUCCUUGUCAUCGCUGAGUGGGCCUUUGCAAGUGGUUCCUGACAUCGACGACCAGAUGAGCAAUGCAGACAGCUCCCAGGAGGCCAAGGUGACAGAGGAGUGCUCCCAGUACGAGUUCGAGAACUACAUGCGGCAGCAGCUGCUGCUGGCCGAGGAGAAGAGCUCCGUACACGAGGCCCGGAGCUGGGCGCCCAAGCGGCAGUUCGGCAGCGUGCCCCCCGUGCGGCGGCUGGGCCACGACGCGCAGCCCAUGAACCCCCUGGACGCGGCCAUCCUGGCGCAGCGCUACCUGCGCAAGUAGCCCCCUGGCCCGGGUGCCGGCCCCACCCGCCACCUCUCCCCAGCCCCCAGCCAGCGGCCCGAAGCCCCCCGCGCCCCCCACCGGCUGCGACAACGGGGACGGGGCCGGGACAGCGCAGGUCACACAUGGGGUCAGCAGAAGUACCACAAAGCUACCUUGGGAAUGAUCGCUUGAUUGUUUGGUUUUUUAAUCUGAGAAGCCUAGAUAACUAAUCUGCUUUUAAUCAUGACGUUUUAAUCUACCUCUGGCUCUUUAACCAUGCUGUCUCUGGACUGAGUGAGGGAGGAGGAGGGGGCCCGCCCGCCCAGGGCAGCGCCCCCGCCCCCCAGACAGAUAAGCUGAACCCGCAGCUCGCUGCUGGCUCCCAAAAUGAACGCCCACCCCCCACGGCCCUCCCAGGCCCCGUCCCAGGCUGUGUCUGUCCCUCCCCUUCUGACCCCAGGCCCCUCAGUCCAAGCUUUGGAAAACUUCACCUCAUCGUAAGCAGAAUUCAAAUAUAUUUAUUUUUGUACUGAAACCAACUUCUCUCCCAUCUCUAGGUGGCUCGGCCCGUGGCCACUCCCUGCCCCCACCCCCACUGACCUGGCUGGACAGCAGGGAGCCCACCGCCCACAGAUGGGCCCCCUCCUCGCCCCCAGCCUCAGAAGCCCCUUCUUGCCGGCCCCUCCACCUCCAACCCACCAGUCCCUCCUGUUUCUGGUGAUGGGGAGGCCUUUCUAGACUUGGUUCUCUUUCUCCCAUCUCAGUAGCUUCUCUGAGGUGCUGUACCCUCGCAUUAACCCUGGUUUCUUUCUGCACCCCGCACCGUGGUACCGAGGUGACGUUGACACAGAUGUGAAAGGGGUGCCUGGUGGGCGGGCGGGGAGGGGAGCGCUGGGCCGACCGUGAACAGGUGGGCCCUGCUCGCACGCCCUCUUGUUGCUCCCCGCACCCCUCUGUGUUCACAGAAUGGUGGGGGCAUCUCCCCUCCCGUUCUUGCCUCAUAAUGGAUGUGGGGUCUCUCCCAGCAGACCCUGGCCAGGGCCCUUCAUCGGGGCUGUGGGGCUCGCGGGGAGAGCUGUAGGGACUGGGGGGGGGGGUAUGCCUGGCUUGAGAACAGCCCUGCUGCCCUUUUUGAGCCGAGAUUUUGAAGUGGAUGCCCGUCUUGCCAGAAACACUGUUCUCACCAGAAUGCCCUUCCCUCCCACUCUCCCUCACUGGACUUGGCCUUGCCCGGUGCCAAGCAAAGACUCUUCCUCUGGCCUAUCCCCCCAGGCCCCCCUGGAAAGGCUGAGUGUUCCCCUCCAGGCAGCCCUGGGCCUUGAGGCCCUUCCUGUUCUUGCUCCCCAGUGGGGAGGUGACCGAGGCCUGUGUGACCUUGUUUCCCAGAGUGUGAGCUGCCCCCUCCCCAAAAGCUGACUCACUGUGAGUGACUUGGGCAAGUUCCCAAACCUCCUUGUGCCUCAGUUUCCCCAUCUGGAAAAAAUGGGGCCACCUCUUGCCAGCAGUAGCAGGGCCGCCCAUGCCCCUUCCUCCCCAUGCCCCCAUCCCAGCACUUGGGCGCCUCAUGCCUCUGCCUCAGUGGGUCUGCGGGAGCCCGCCUGAGCCCAGCACUUACUCCCCCUGAGCACCAAGCUCUGCCUCCAUCAGCGGCCAGCCGCUGAGAGCCAGGGUGUUGUGCUGCGGGGGCGGGGGAUGUCCUCUUUUCUAUAUUUAUUUCAAAAAGAAGUCUCCCAAGGGAGUAGAAAUGCAGUCUGGCCUAGGGCUCCCAGCCCCUGUGACUGUCCUCCCGGGAGGGUCUCAGCCGAGACCCUCUGGGCCUGCUUGCCACAGGGGGGCUUUCUCCUCCUUUUCAAAGCAAUACGCUCGGGGGUCUGCAGAGCCUUAUCAGACAGGCUGGGCCCUCCAAGGUCGGCCCCUGCGUCUGAUUACGUUUGUGGCAAAGCAAAUGAGAGGAGGUUGGGCCUGCCCUCCCUGGGUGUCACACACUGAGAGGUCCUGUUGUAAAGAAACAGAAAAAGUCACAAAAAAGUUUGUAUAAAGACAUAUUUUUGUACUACAUGGGGACUUUUCCUGCAUGUCAGCAAUAAAACUUCCUGACCUGGA